Molecule: messenger RNA, 246 nt
Organism: Dictyostelium purpureum
Lineage: Eukaryota; Evosea; Eumycetozoa; Dictyosteliales; Dictyosteliaceae
Exons: 3
Coding region: 1-246 (81 amino acids)
Source: RefSeq, a predicted model, not a curated record
AUGAAGCUGAUGGAUUAUAAACUAUAUCUUCGUAAAUUCAAGAAAUUGUCUGUGGGACUGAAAAUGUAUGUAAACUCUAAAGCUGUCACUGCCGCUACCCCUCAACUUGGUUCCGCUUUAACAAAUGCUACAAAGAGUGUAAAAAAUGCUCCAAACUGCAAAGGUUCAGAAGAAAUUGAUUUCGAUGAAUUAUCUGCAACAAGUUUUAAAGUUAAAGAAUAUGAAACAAAAAAUGGAAUUUCUUAG